This is a messenger RNA of Chara braunii, 6012 nucleotides long. The record is from the annotation of a GenBank genome assembly. NCBI's taxonomy places the organism in Eukaryota, Viridiplantae, Streptophyta, Charophyceae, Charales, Characeae.
GUGCUGCCACUUCAGCGAGAGAUACCAUUUUCAUCGACAUGUGAGGGAAUUCUCUCUGAGGAGAUUGCUGGACUGGGCUGGGGAAGGAGAUCGGGAUCGAGCUAGGAAGGGUUGAGGGUUGCGACAAGUCCUUGAGCGGUUGAGGUUAGUGGGUGCUUCAAGUGGCCCGGUGAUCGUACGUACAACUGGCCAGGUCCAGGGAGGAGAAAGGAUCCCCUGUGGUUGUAUCAAAUAGGGGUUCUUCAAUGUGUGCUAAACCUGUUGACAGCCUAUACAAAUAGAUUUCCACACUACUUUGAGUUAAGACACCGCAUAUUUAUCAUCUCCCUACCACUUAGAUAUAAUAAGUAUACAGAUCUUUUCCAGUUACCUCUGUGUGUGUGUGUGUGUGUGUGUGUGUGUGUGUGUGUGUGUGUGUGUGUCAGAGAGAGAGAGAGAGAGAGAGAGAGAGAGAGAGAGAGAAGGUGGAAGAGGGGGGUAUUCUUCCGAGGUUCCUGAAUGGAGAGCAGCAAGAAAAAGAAAAAGGCCAAGGGGAAGAACAAACGGCAGAAUCAGGAGAAGGAGAGUAAUCAAGGAGACCAACGAUCGCGACAAAGCGUGAGCUCAUCGGCGCAGGGGAGUAAUCAAGGAGACCAGGGAUCCCGACAAAGCGUUGGCUCAUCACCGCAGGUCAAUCCGCCCGCACAGGUGGUGUCGGAUCCUUCCUCAAAGCCCGCCAAUGCCACGGCCACUGCCACCUCCACCGCUGCUCCGCGAGAGGAGGCACGCGCAGUGGGACCUGUUGCCAGAGGUAGAGCGGGGGGACUCUCUGGUCCCACGGGAUGGGCCCAACAGGAUCGUCAGAAAGAGGCGAUCAUAGAGUCUUUUCCUCCUGAGGCAGCCGCGUCGGCGGUUGGCGGGCGCGUGAACUUUACAGCGGGUCGUGCGGAGGAGAAAGGACAGGUGGCAGACCAGGCGCGAGCGAGGCCGACUGCUGCAGCGGGGAGGCGAACAGCAGGAGGAGGAGGAGGGGGAGGUGGAGGAGGAGGAGGAGGAGGUGGAGGAGGUGGAGGAGAGGGAGGAGGCUCGCGGUUACGGGCACCCGAUCGCUACUCCCCUGCUCCCCCUGCCUAUGAUGGGUUGUCGGACGAUGAUCGGCGCAAUCACGAUGACGUGGCCGAAGGGGGGCAAUCAAGAAGGCGGGGGAAUCGGAGAGAUAAAGUGGCGAUGGCGGAGGCGGAAGGGGAAGGUGGGGGGGACGGGGAGGAGACGUCCGAUGCGACGAGCCCAAUUCGUGUGAAGUCAGUGGGCUCGGGCGGGGAAGAGGGUGGCAACGCUGCCGCAGGCGGGGAUCUCGAUCUCGCCGGCGUCGAGAUCUCGACAGCACGUGACGUCGCCCGCCUCCUUCCGAGCGGCGCCGCCGCUGUCGCCCCUCCUUCGCCUGCUUGGCAGCUCAAUGGCAGCGGCGGCGGCGGUGGCGCCGAGGGCGCUCGGCUUCCGCCGCUGGGACCCCGGCCGCCGUCCUCGGCUGACCACCUGGACUCUCUGCAGGGCCCGGAAUUGGUGAGGCGGGCGAGGGGGGGGGAAGGGGGGGGGGGGGGGGGGGGGGGGGGGGGGGGGAAGACAGUUGUUGAUGGAAGUACACGUGGCGAUUCCUCGUCGUGGGGAAAUGGCAACCUUGAGGAGGAAGGGUCGGGGAACUCGGUGGUGGGUGCGAUAGUCGGCGGGAGUGCAAGUACGGAAGCGUGGGGAAAUAACAGAGUAGUUGGAGGGGGAGGAGGAGGUGGUGCUGGGAGGGAAGGGGGCGGGGGGGUGGCGGGAACUGAGCGCGAAGUGAGGAGAGCGCGGCGUCCUGCGCGAAGAGUAGGUGGGGGAAACCUCCCGCCUAAGGUUGGCAACGAUGCAGCGGAGUCGAGCCUCGACGAGGCGGCGUUUGGUUGUGGCGGCAGAUUAGCGCCGGCGGCUCUUGGGGGAGCAGGAGGGUGGAAGGGCUCCGCAUCUGCAUCAUCAAAGAGCGAAUUGCUAGAGGAUAUUGUUGUGAAGCUGAGGCAUCAACUGCUAAUUAGUGAUGGCGAGAGGGAGAGCAAAACGCACACCACGCUUCGACAACACCAGGAGCCAGUGUUGUUGAAGCGACGGGCUGACAGUAUUGAUGCGGGUAAUCUUGUGUCAUUGGAGAACCUGAGUAGGGAGAUAGAGGCGGAGAUGGAAGGGGAAGGGGAGGGGGAAGGGGGUAGAGGCGAGGUGGGAGAAAGGAGAGACGGUCACAGCAGUAGAGACUGGGAGAGGCAGGCACAGCAGCACAGAAUGGAGGAGGAGGGUGAGGAAGACGGAGCGCAGAGUCUAGAUGAGGGAGGUGAUGGGGAUGAAGGAGUUGAUGGCAGUAAGGAGGAGGAGGUGGUAAUCAAGAGGACGGCGAUGGCAAGGCUGUCACAGAACCUGGCACAGAAUCUGGCGAUGGCGAUGAUAACACAGAAUCAAGCUAUGGAGGAGGAAGGGUUGGAGGACAGGAGCGAGACGGCGGCUUCGGAGGCGUUCCGCGAGCAAGUUGAUUGGAAUGGAUCGGGAUCGGGAUCGGGAGUGGAGGUGGAGGAUAUGGUAGAAAGCCUGAGGGAGAAGCUAGAAAUGGAGAGAGAGAGCACGCAAGAACUGAGGGAGCAGUUGUUGAAGCUUGAGAGGGAGAAUGAGAGACGCAAGGAGGAGGUGGAGGACAUGGUGGAGAGUCUAAGGGAGCAGCUGGAAAGGGAGAGAGAGAAUAUACAGGCGCUCAGAGCGAACGUGUUGCGGCUAGAGGAGGAAAGGGGGAGGUUGCUAGCAAGGCAGUCCGAGCUCGAAAUUGCCUCCCAGGCCGUCGAGGAAGAACGUGAUUUGGCAAUCAAGGAUUUGAACGAACGUAUGGAGAAGGAGAAGGAGAUAGCCCGCGACCUGAGAGACCAGCUGAGGACGGUAGAGCAAGACUUAGCCUCGCGCGAGCUUGCAGGGGAGAGCAGAGAGGCGGAAAUGUUGCAGCUUCGUGAUGAGAACAGGUCCUUGUCCAUUGAGGUUGCUGCAUGGCGGCUGAAGGUUGAUCAACUGCAGUUGGAAAAAACGCAGCUGUCAAACAAAUUGUCAGUGGUACAGAGCGGCAUGCAACACUUGGAGAGAGAGGUUGCUGUGCAGUCCAGAGGCAUGCAACCCAGGUAUUCUUUUGGGCUGGGAGGCCGUGCAAGGGAUCCGAUUGCUGAAGCAGCAGCGUUAGCUGAAGAGUCUCGACUGCAGAAGGAAGCGGCUGCAACAACAAUUCAGAAGCUUGUCGUGGAGAACGAUUCUCUCAUGGCCAAAGUGAAUGAGCAAAGCUUGCUGUUAAACAAUUUAAGGCAGGAGAACAAGGAGCUCUCAGCUGCACUUGACAGGCGCCAUGAUGGACGACAACCUCCCAUGGAUGAUGAUGGUCUGCUACGGACAGCCAGAGGAGAUCAUGAUGACAAUGGGUUCCUUCAUCAGCCAAGAGUGCCUCCGUCCGAUGCUGAACCUUAUGCUGUUGCCCACCAGCAAGGAGCGCCAGAAUCGCACUUUGUUCCAGCACCUGUCCGUCCAUUGCCUGCAGCAUCUUAUGGGGAAUUCGCGCAUGGGCUUCGUGAGCUGCAUAGGGAGGAUGCAGUUAUCGGUCAUGCCGCAGAGGCUCACUCGGGACAACAACUGGACUACUCCUCGAGAUCGUACCAUGUGUCCGCAGAGAUAACGCCAGCGCAAUUGAGCAAUGCCACCAUGUACACGGAGGGGGAUGUAAGGAUGCAGUCGCGUGCACAAGAUCUGCAUCAUUUUCCCGCUUUUCCGCAAAAUGAACAGUCUGAAGCAAAUGCCACGACACAGGAAAUGCCUUGGGACAAUGGGUAUGCGCAAUUUGAGGUACCAAGACUCGGUCAGAGCAGCAUAGACAGUGCGCGCUUGCCAGAGGCGGAGCUGGUUCCAGUUGCGGAGGAGGAGGAUGGGAAGGAAACAGAAGUUCAAAGGGUCGAUAGCAAUCAGGUGAGACGUGAAGUUGACGAAGGUGAGGAAGAACCUAAAAGUGCUAAACUUGUGGGAUUUACGGAUUCGCCGCUGACGGGAGCACCUUUCCGGUUCGUUUCCUUCUUGGCCCGGUACGUCAGCGGUGCAGACCUCAUCAAGUAAUGCGGACCGUUGUCAGUUGGUUGCCAGCUAGAGAGGCCUGUUCGUCGUUCUGGGAGCCUGUGAAUGCAGCUGCCGAGCAGCUGCAUAGGCUGCCUUUCCGGUUCGCGUUGUUCUCGGCUCGGUACGGCUGUGGUGCGGGCCUCGAAAGUAAUGCGGACCUUCAGUUUGUUGCCUACGCGAGGCCUGCUCGUCACGCUGGGAGGCUGUCAAUGCGACUGUGAAGCCAGCUGCGCCGGGGUCCCUUUCCGGUUGUUUCAGGGCAUACACACACUAGAACUUUUUCUACGAAUCUCUGGGCACGAUUGCAGUCAGAUUCGACCAGGUAUGGCUGUAAUUAUGGCCAGAUGCAUUUUGGAAGGUGCUUGUGCGAGCAUGCCCAAGCGGUCACAGACCUGGUCGAGUAACACGAGCCAUUGAUUGGUUGGCAACCGAAGGCCUGCUGCCCAUGCUGCUGCCGAUACUCACGAAUACAGCUGCUGAACACCGCUGACUUGGCCACACCAAGGUGAUAUAGGCCUUUGACACUGCUGUAGUGGCGGGUCAUGGGGCCCUCGAGCACCCCACAGCUACGGGGGGUCUGAGGUGGCUCAGUAGUGCCACGCCAUCUUGCCAAGUAUUGGAGGCCUUCAUGAACCCCUCGGCAACUACAUUACUGGGCCAGUUGUAGGGAAGACAGCCUCAACUACUGAACAACCAUGGCGGCGGGGUGGCGCAGUAGUGGAACCCAACCGCAAGAUUGCACCAGAGCUAUGCCGGCAAGGCGGACCUUACGCUGGCGAAGACAACGCACAGCACAAUGGCUUUUUCUGCCGACAGGCUGAAGUCAUGCUUGAGCAGCACAUUCCAGGACAUCUUCCUUUUGGCAAAGGUAAAGUGGGUUACAUCUUUGAGAACUGUAUCGAUAUGCCAUGCCAUCUGUAUCGAUAUGGUACAUCAAUGCCAUGCCAUCUGUGAGAAUGGUUUGUUGGUUGUGUCUCAGUGAGCAUGCUAGCCGUAUGUCUGUUGUCAUACUAGCCAUUUAUGCUCACCGAUGGUAGAGAGGGCACAGUGAUCUAGAUGAUCUCUGGGCUUAGAACUGAAAUCGGACAGCAGCAAUGCAUUACGUGCAAGGCAAGGCCACAGAUGCUUUUGAGGGCGCUCGUGUUUGCUGAAGCGAUUACUGCCACCCUUUGAACUACCUUCUUCCCCACGAACACAACUUACAGUCAUUAUUGCUGUAUUUGGGGUUUCUUCCAGUCUAAAUACAGCUGUAAUGACCGUACGUCAUAUUCGAGGGAAGAAGGUUGAGUUGGAUGGCAGCAAUGUAUUACUUUUUGUGAUAAACGAGACCGCGGCCAUGGAUACUUGAGCAGGAGAUGGCACCAGCUGAGGGAAACUGGCUGGAGAAGCCGCACACACGCUGAAUUGCCAAGUUUUCGUCAGAGUGAUGAGGAGCUGCACGAUGAUGACGUCUUGGCUGCUGCGCGAUUGGUCAUGAGAAGUCCAUAUCCAGUCCAUGAUGUGUUCAUGAUGAUGGGUGGUCGUAAGGUCCGCCCAAUCUUCGGCGAGGCGACGUCUUAUGAUGAGGGAACCCGGCCUUCCACUCUGCUCCAUCGAGCUUUAGUCGAAAUGAGGCGAGAGGUGAUAUCUUAUGCUGAGGGAGUCCUGUCUUCCACUCUGCUUCACUGAGCUUAAGUCGUGAUGAGCGAGGCUUCGUCGAGCUUUAGUCGAAAUGAGGCAAGAGUUGAUAUCUUAUGCUGAGGUAGUCCGGUCUUCCACUCUGCUUCACUGAGCCUAAGUCGUAAUGAGCGAGGCGAGGCGAUAUUUUAUGAUGAGGGAACCUGGUACCAUGAGCGAACUUGGUUUCCAGUCGCGGCUUCGUCGAGCUUUAGUCGGAACGAG